This is a messenger RNA of Spathaspora passalidarum NRRL Y-27907, 1260 nucleotides long. It is a transcript of the gene RRD1, whose product is annotated as peptidylprolyl isomerase. The transcript has a single exon. The record is from RefSeq and is a predicted model, not a curated record. Gene Ontology annotation, molecular function: peptidyl-prolyl cis-trans isomerase activity; protein tyrosine phosphatase activator activity. Gene Ontology annotation, cellular component: protein phosphatase type 2A complex; cytoplasm; nucleus. Bases 1 to 1260 code for a protein of 419 amino acids. NCBI's taxonomy places the organism in Eukaryota, Fungi, Ascomycota, Pichiomycetes, Serinales, Debaryomycetaceae. Gene Ontology annotation, biological process: mitotic spindle organization.
AUGACGAACUGGUCAACCCCCACAAAGAAGAUAUAUGAUGCUUCUGACCUCAAGAAUUUUAAAAAUUCAAUUGCUUUUGUGAAAUUGCAGAGAAGUUUAGAUUUUAUUAUGGAAACAGUUCAAGGUUGUAAAGUCCCCAAGGACAUGUUAAAUAUGGAUAUUGUCACCCGUUCAGGCAAACAAUCUACUAAAGUAUCUUCAAUAGUUACAGCUAUACCUGAAAAUACUCAAUCAAUGCCUCCUCCUUCCCCAACUCCAAUUCUAACAAAUGAAUUCAGUUCCAAUACUUCCGGGUUAAUCAAUAUAUUUAACGAGUUGAAUAGACUUAUAGACGAGACACCUCCUUUGAAGGGACCUACAAGAUUUGGAAAUUUAGCAUGUAGAACGUGGCAUGAUAAAGUGAACGUAUGCCUAACAUCUUUAAUAAAGGAAAACUUACAAUUUCCUACCCGGUUAGAUGUUGAUGGAUUCUUAUUAGAAGCUGUUUAUUACAUACAAAAUUCCUUUGGGUCAAAAAUAAGAUUGGAUUAUGGAACAGGACAUGAAUUAUCUUUCAUUGCAUUUCUUGGAGCAUUGUUAGACUACAAAAUCCUUGACUGUCCCAAGGGAGAGGAAUUAUUAGCUGUGUUUGCCAAGUAUUACGACCUUGUUCGUCGUUUGAUUCUUGAUUAUAAUUUAGAACCAGCAGGGUCACAUGGUGUAUGGGGACUAGAUGAUCAUUUCCAUUUCAUGUACAUUAUUGGUGCCUGUCAAUUCAACACUGACAAAUUAGCACCUGUUGUACUGCGAGUUCUAACAAGCCAAGUUAUAAAUUCAUAUAAGCAGUCGAAUUUAUACAUUAAUGCAAUUGCAUUUAUAUUUAAACUUAAAAUGGGACCAUUUAACGAACAUAGUCCGAUAAUAUAUGAUAUUCACACAACAGUGUAUCUGUGGGCCAAAGUAAAACAGGGACUCAUUAGAAUGUACAUGGUGGAAGUUUUGGGUAAAUUCCCAGUGAUUCAACAUUUCUGGUUUGGAGACAUCUUAUACCCUUGGACAGAUAUCAAGACAGGAAAGGAACUUCCCGUUUAUCAAAAAGAUAACCAAAAUGAAGAGAAAUCAGUGCAGUCCCACAAUACCAACAUUAAAAUAAAUCCUCCCUCAUCGCGAGCAGGUAUCCCGAUGACUGCAGCACCAUGGGCAAAUACUGCAAGGCCAUCAGUCCCUCAUAAUCGCCAUACUACACCUACGACUACAACAAGUAAUUACUCUAGUAAAUAA